Molecule: messenger RNA, 2097 nt
Organism: Thlaspi arvense
Lineage: Eukaryota; Viridiplantae; Streptophyta; Magnoliopsida; Brassicales; Brassicaceae
Source: the annotation of a GenBank genome assembly
AUGAAUAAGAAGGAGAUGUUGGGAGCUGGAUUUCAGUUGACGAGAGGGCGACACGGCGAAGACCCUUUUUACAGUUCCGCCAAAGCUCGCAGGGCCAAUCAGCGCAUCGAUCAGCUGCGGAGAGCUCAGAGCGACGUCUCUAAUGGCCGAUCAGCUGAUUCCAAGGAAAGCGUCGUGGGUUCCAUCAGCAGAGAAUGCGAGAACGAGUCUGCUUCGCAAAAACUCGUUCCUGAGCUUGUUUCUGAGACGUCCCCAUCGUCGUCGAGUAAUCUGGAACGCUUCUUAGAGUCGGUCACACCUUCUGUGCCGGCCCAGUAUUUAUCUAAGACGUCGCUACGGGAAAGAAAGGCGGAUGAAGAUAAACGUGUGCCUUACUUUGUGCUUGGAGAUAUUUGGGAGUCAUUUGCAGAGUGGAGCGCCUACGGCACAGGCGUGCCUCUAGUUUUGACUAACAAGGAUCGUGUCUCUGACCUGGCUGCUCGGUUUCCGGAGCUGAAGACGCUAAGAAGCUGUGACUUGCUUCCUUCAAGCUGGUUUUCUGUGGCAUGGUACCCGAUUUACAAAAUACCUACAGGACCCACACUUAAGGACCUGGAUGCUUGUUUCUUAACGUAUCACUCCCUUCACACACCGUUUGGAGGUCCAGGCAGUGCACAACCAAUGAGCCUUGUGGAGCCAAAGGAGAGUGAGGAGAUGUCAUUGCCUGUAUUUGGGCUCGCUUCAUACAAGUUCAGAGGUUCUGUAUGGACAGAAACCGGGGGAUCUGAGAACCAGCUAGUGAACUCCCUCUUCCAAGCUGCUGACAAGUGGCUGCGUUCAUGUCACGAAGCAGAAAUGGCCGAGUCGAAGGUUGUAGUUCCCGAGUCUGUCCUGAAGAAGAGGAAGAGAGAGGAAGAGUGGGCUUUGGAGAAGAAGCAGAAUGCUGAAGCUGCCAAGAAGAAGAACGCCGAGAACAGGAAGCUUAUCUUCAAAAGAGCCGAGCAGUACAGCAAGGAGUACGCCGACAAGGAGAAGGAGUUGAUCUCUUUGAAGCGUGAGGCCAAGCUGAAGGGAGGUUUUUACGUUGACCCUGAAGCUAAGCUUUUGUUCAUCAUCCGUAUCCGUGGUAUCAAUGCUAUUGACCCGAAGACAAAGAAGAUUCUCCAGCUCCUUCGUUUGAGACAGAUCUUUAACGGCGUUUUCCUUAAAGUCAACAAGGCUACAAUGAACAUGCUUCGUCGCGUUGAGCCCUAUGUGACCUAUGGAUUCCCUAACUUGAAGAGUGUUAAGGAAUUGAUCUACAAGAGGGGUUACGGAAAGCUUAACCACCAGCGGAUUGCUUUGACUGACAACUCUAUCGUUGAGCAGGCUCUAGGCAAACAUGGGAUCAUCUGCACUGAGGAUUUGAUCCACGAGAUUCUUACAGUUGGACCUCAUUUCAAAGAGGCCAACAACUUCCUGUGGCCAUUCCAGCUCAAGGCACCACUCGGUGGCCUGAAGAAGAAGAGAAAUCACUACGUGGAAGGUGGUGAUGCGGGAAACCGUGAGAACUUCAUCAACGAGCUUAUCAGGAGGAUGAAUUAGAUGUUUUCUUUUCCAAUCUCUGUCUUAUCUGUUUUGUCUUCACUAAGUGCUUCCUCCAGGAUUUUGAUUCUCUUCUUUAUUAAGUUUAAAGACAUUUUGAGCUUUCUACUUUGUUGUCUUUGGAUCUCAAUGUUGGAUAUGCACAUCGCAGUUACUUCUUCUCUUUCGUUAAUCUAUGUUUUAAGAAAAUAGGUUAUUUUUAAUUUUGUUAUUUGUAGUAUUUCCCAAUCGAGAUCUUCAUUAUGUUUUAGUGUAUGGUGUGUGAUAUAUCACACAAGGCUAAAUAGGAAACAAAGUUUCAAACAUUACAAGAAUCGAAACGGAAGAAUGUGUCCUAUUCUUCUUGUUUUUGUUGAAAUGACGAAAAGGAGAUGGAUCUAGAUUCUUGACUCGGAAGGAAUCUAACUAUGAAACCAAUUUGGGAUGUCCCUUGCAACUCUUUCGUGACGCUCCUUUAACUAUGAAGACCUAUCUCCGUAACGAGAAGAAUCUGUCAGGUACUUCAUUGUAUUUCACCAAAUUUUAAGUCAAGCU